AUGAAUGUCUCUUCUGUCACAAAAACUGGUCAAGUUAUGGGUGAAGUGAUUGCAAUUGAACCUAAGGAUGAAGUGAUUUUGGUAAAAGUUCGUGUUAAUGUUGAUCUUUCCAUGCCGUUAAGAAGAGGAAUUAAAUGUACCACCAAUGCUGGAGUGACUAAAUGGCAACAAUUUUUCUUUGAGAGACGACCAAAAGGCAUUUGUACUGAAUGCUAUGUCAUUAAUAACUCUAGAGGUGCUUGCAAAGAAGAUGCAAUUUUUCUCAAUAAAGAUCAUGAGAAACCUUAUUUUGUUGGAAAACUCAAUAAUAUAGGUAAAAGCAUUUCUGUUACAUCUUCAAGAGAUGCUCCUGCUGAUGAAGGUAUUUUGGAUGAUGAAGAAAGUAGACUAGGAAAGUGUUAUAGAGGUGAUAGGGUUUCCACAGUUUUACCUCCUGUUUCUGAGACUUCUUCUCAAAGCACCAUGUUGAAUCCAAAUUCAUCCUCAGAUAAUAUUCAAUUGAUCACAGCUGGAAAAAAUCAAUCUGCAUAUGCUGACAAGGGGAAUCAGUUCUUCAGAGCAUUUAGAAUUAGUUUCAUCAUUCUGAUACUAAUUUCUGCUAGUAUGAAAGUUUUGUCUUGGAAUAUCCAAGGAUUUAAUACCCCAGCUACUGGGGAUAACCUUAGGGAUAUUAUUAGGACUCAAGACCCUGAUAUUAUUUUUCUCUGUGAGACUAAACUAUAUGAUGAUAAAAUGAAGAGUUUGCUAGCUCCUUUUAGAUAUCCAAACAUUAAUUAUCUCCAACCACUAGGCUUGUCUGGUGGUUUUGUUCUAAUGUGGAAUAAUGGAUUUGUAUGUGAUAUUGUGAGCUGUGAAAAUAACAUGAUACGUGCAGCUUUUCAAAGUGAUCCUAGCCAACCAGAAUGGUUGCUAUCUUGCAUGUAUGGGUAUUGUAACUAUGCAAAGAAGAAAGCUCAAUGGGAGUUCAUAAAAGACAUUGGAUUUAAUAUUUCUCAACCUUGGGUUUUAACGGGAGAUCUAAAUAUACAUCUUCUUGAUAAUUCUUCUUCUGGUUCUUCCUCAAGUGAUGGUUUGGUUCACACUAUUCUUCAGGAAAUUGGUUUAGAAGACUUGGGUUUUCUUGGAAAGGGGCAUACUUGGUCUAACAACAACAUUGGAACAAGUGAAAAAAGAUCCAGAAUAGAUAUGGCUUUAGUUAAUGUUGAAUGGAAUAUGGUUUUUAAUGAUUCCAAACUAACUUGUGCAAUGGAAAUAGAUAGAGCAUGGGAGAAGAAAGUUCAAGGAUCACCAGGUUUCAAGUUAGUUAAAAAGCUUCAGUUCACAAGAAGAGCUUUAUCCAAAUGGAACAAAUAUCAGUUUGGAGAUAUUAAUCAGAAGGUUGACACGCUUCAGCAGCAACUAAAUACAAUUCAAGCACUUCCUUACUCUCAAGACAAUACUUCUAAUGCUAUUGAGGUAAGUAAAGAAUUGGAUAAAUGGCAUAAUAUUCAGCAUGAGCUCAACAAACAAAAAUCAAGAGAUAACUUUGUUAAGGAUAUGGAUUAUAAUUAUAAAUACUUUCAUAAUUUAACUAAAAGGAAAAGAUCAAGGAACAACAUUCACUCUUUAAAAGAUCCUUCAGGGAACUGGAUUCAUUCUAGAGAAGAUAUAUCUUCACUUCUUACAGAUCACUUUAAGAGCAUAAGUAUUUUUGGCAAUCCACAACUUGAGGAUCAUCAUUACUUAAAGAUUCCAGCUAUCAUCACAGAAGAAGAGAAUAGGAUACUUCUUUUACCACCUAUUAAUGAAGAAAUUUUCUAA
Molecule: messenger RNA, 1800 nt
Organism: Papaver somniferum (opium poppy)
Lineage: Eukaryota; Viridiplantae; Streptophyta; Magnoliopsida; Ranunculales; Papaveraceae
Exons: 4
Coding region: 1-1800 (599 amino acids)
Molecular function (GO): catalytic activity
Source: RefSeq, a predicted model, not a curated record